This is a messenger RNA of Mercurialis annua (annual mercury), 1319 nucleotides long. RefSeq lists its product as uncharacterized. Bases 101 to 1213 code for a protein of 370 amino acids. Lineage: Eukaryota; Viridiplantae; Streptophyta; Magnoliopsida; Malpighiales; Euphorbiaceae. The transcript has 3 exons. The record is from RefSeq and is a predicted model, not a curated record.
AAAUUAAAUUAAAUCAAAUAAACAGUUUUUCAAUCUUCAAUCAUUUUUUUCCCUUCCAUGUUGUUACCCAUUUUAGAUUAGAUUAAUAUCUACAAUUCUAAUGAGGAAACUGUGUCCGAAUAUCGAUAAAGACGAUGGGCUCGAGACGGUUCUUGAGGUACCGAUACCGGAAGAAAUGUUUACGAGCAUGGGAAGCAAUGUGACAUUGCGAUGGCAUAACAUGUUGACAUGGAUGAGAGCUCAAACUUCCGAUAAAUGGUCACAACCGGUGAUCGCCGGUCGGCUUAACGAGCUUCGGUUUCUUCUUUAUUUGGUUGGAUCUCCUCUUAUUCCUCUCCAGGUUCAAGUUGGUCAUUCUGUUUACAAGCCUGUCAAAGAUUGUUCCAUUCAAGCUUCAACAGCAAAAUACAUAGUGCAACAAUACAUAGCAGCAACAGGAGGACAACAAGCAUUAAAUGCAGUGCACAGUAUGUGUGUAACAGGUGAGAUCAAAAUUAGUGCAUCAGAAUUUCAUCAAGGUGACCAAACCAUAAAUGUGAAGAGCACUGAGGAAGCUGGUGGAUUUGUUCUGUGGCAAAAAGACCCUGAUUUGUGGAUCCUGGAGCUUGUUGUUUCAGGAUGCAAAGUUAUUUGUGGAAGCAAUGGUAAACUUUCUUGGAGACAUUCUUCCAAUCAACAAACUCCCGUUUCGAAAGGCCCUCCUCGACCGUUGCGCCGAUUCUUGCAGGGAUUGGACCCAAGAUCAACAGCAAAUUUAUUUAUAGAUGCAACAUGCAUUGGAGAAAAAAUCAUAAACGAUGAAGAUUGCUUCAUCCUAAAGCUAGAAACAAGUCCAGCAAUUCGUGAAGCACAAAGUGGAAAUAAUUAUGAAAUAAUUCACCACACAAUCUGGGGGUAUUUUAGUCAAAGAUCAGGACUUUUAGUUCAAUUUGAAGAUUCAAGAUUACUAAGUAUGAGGACUAAAAAUGAGGAUGACGUAUUUUGGGAAACAAAUACAGAAUCAGUAAUGGGAGAUUAUAAAUAUGUUGAUGGGGUAAAUAUUGCCCAUAGCGGUAAAACUAGAGUUACUGUUUUUAGAUAUGGUGAACAAUCUGCUAAUCAUAAGAGACAAAUGGAAGAGAAAUGGAGAAUUGAAGAUGUUGAUUUUAAUGUUUGGGGUUUGAUGGAUGAUUAUUUUUUACCUCCUUCUAGCCUUAAAGAUGGUAACAAAUAGUUUUAAUUGUAAUAGUUAAUGGUUUCAGGAAUUAAAAGAUUUUGUUCCAGUGUAUGUUGAUUUUUAAUAUUUUUGUAAAUAAAAGUAGUAAAUUGGAAAUGAUUAU